This is a messenger RNA of Alternaria atra, 2499 nucleotides long. RefSeq lists its product as uncharacterized. The transcript has 2 exons. Gene Ontology annotation, cellular component: mitochondrial membrane. NCBI's taxonomy places the organism in Eukaryota, Fungi, Ascomycota, Dothideomycetes, Pleosporales, Pleosporaceae. The record is from RefSeq and is a predicted model, not a curated record. The coding region runs from base 1 to 2499 and encodes 832 amino acids.
AUGGCGUCUUCCGAUGAGGAUCGCAAAUCCUCCACCACCCGCCCCUCAAGCCCCGAACAAGCUCCCGAUCUCAGCAUAACCGCCGACGAUAAUGUUUACCUGCACGCAGCCGGCUAUAACGAAUCGCCCGAUCGGGGCCUUAUACACAGCUUCGCGCGCUUCCGCUCUUCGCCGCUCGACUUCAUUCGUGAGGUUUCGCUACACUUUUCAGGCACAGGAUGGCGGUCCUUUGACGAUCAUAUUGGGCAGCCAGAGUUCUACUCGGGCUUCAGCGAGGACAUGAAGGCGAGGGUGUUGAGCAAUCCGAUGCUUGUAGCCAAGGUUCGCGAACUGGCAGACAAGCGAGUGGACGUAGAAGCGAAAGAAGGUUUGUUGGGCCAAGAAGCGCAAAAUGGGGGCGGUGUUGGCGAGAAAGACAACAAGGCUAAGAGGAAGGUGCAGAUUGAGGAAUCGCUUAUGCAGGUCAGCGAGGGCUGGACAGAUUCGAUGAUCUGCAAGAUGGAGAGCAAGGGGUUCAUAAGAGGCGCAUACUAUUUUGCGACACAACUCUUGACAAGAGCAUACCAUCAGGGCGUCCACGUUUCGAGCGAGGAAGUGCUACGGUUACGUGCUGUUGCCGAGAAGGCAGCGAAAGACAAACACUCCAUCAUCUUCCUCCCAUGUCACCGCUCGCACGUCGACUACGUCUCCCUACAAAUCAUCUGCUAUCGGCUCGGGCUAGCUCUACCAACCGUGGUCGCUGGCGAUAACUUGAACAUUCCAGUCCUCGGGUCCUUCUUACAACAUGCGGGUGCAAUGUGGAUACGAAGAAGCUUUGGAGACGAUCAGCUGUACAUCACGCUAGUCCAAUCGUACAUAGAUACUUUGCUGCAAUGCGGAUACAACCUGGAGUGCUUCGUGGAAGGUGGGAGGAGUCGCACAGGCAAGCUUCUGCCCCCCAAGUUUGGCAUACUCAGCUACAUGCUGGACAGUGUCGCAAGUGGCAGGGUGGAAGAUGCCAUCAUCUGUCCGGUUUCGACUCAGUAUGACAAGGUCAUUGAGGUUGACUCAUAUAUCAGCGAACUUCUCGGCCAACCCAAACCCAAGGAGAACCUGAUGGACUUCCUCUCCGCCUCCUCCGUCCUCUCUCUCAAACUCGGCCGCGUAGACGUUCGUUUCCACGAACCUUGGUCGCUCAAAUCAUUCAUCAACCAACAACGCGAACGCUUCUCAAAACUACCCCAACAACUUGAUACCAAAGAGGAUCGACUUCGCCUCCUCCGUACUUUGGGCUACAAAGUCUUGUCAGAGAUCAACGACGUCUCAGUUGUGAUGCCCACCGCUCUUGUUGGUACCGUACUCCUAACAUUAAGAGGUCGUGGCGUAGGUAAAUCCGAGCUCAUCCGCCGCGUCGAGUGGCUCAGCGACCGUGUUCGUGCCCAGGGUGGUCGUGUAGCACACUUUGGCAAUCUCCCCACCAGCGUUGUCGUCGACCGCGCUUUAGAAGUUCUGGGACCUGGUCUCGUGGGCUUGGUCCCCGGAUUACCAGAGGAUACAUUUUACGCCGUCGACAGAUUCCAACUCUCCUUCUACAGAAACAUGACCAUCCAUCUCUUCAUUUUGCAAAGUCUAGUCAGUGCAGCAUUGUACACACAUGUCAAGCAGGGUGGCGGCCCGGAGCACCAGCGCAUGUCGUACGGCGAUCUCCGCGCGCAGGUACACUUCCUCUCGCAACUCUUCAGGGGAGAGUUCAUCUUCCCCACCGAAGGCCUGGAUACAAACCUGGCCAAGACUCUUGACGGACUAGAAAAGGAUGGCGUAAUAACAAUGUCACGAUCGAAAACCGAACUCGGCGAAGAGACUGUUGAUUUCAUCGAGCUUUCUCCUGCUGAGCGGACACAAGGACGUGAGAAUUAUGACUUCUACUGUUUCCUCAUCUGGCCAUUUAUCGAAGCCGCGUGGCUCGGUGCCAUCAGUCUGAUGAUGCUUACACCGCCCGUCUCCCCCACCACUACAUCUACUACACCUACAUCUCCAUCCUCAUCACCCUGGCUCGACCUCAAGAAGGUUCAAGAUCGCGCUCAACUACUCGGUAAAACCCUCUACCACCAAGGCGACCUCUCCUAUUUCGAAGCCGUAAACAAAGAAACGCUGAAGAAUGCUUACACACGCUUCCAAGAAGAAGGCAUGGUUCUCGUUACGAAGUCCAAGGACAAGACUCCUGCCACUAUCACAUUGGCGGAGGAAUGGACUCCGCAAAGAGGGUCUAACGGUGAUAUCAUUGCGGACGGUCCGUUGUGGCGCUUCGCUGAGCGGAUUAGUGCUUCGAGAAGGGAGGGUAAGAAUAGGCGCGAUGGAGCAACGGUGCAAACGAGGGUUUUGGCGCUGGCGGAUCUGGUUGGUGAGAAGCUUUGGGAUGAUGCCGUGUUUGAUAGAAGGGAGCUAGAUAGCGAGGAUGUAGGAGUUGUGGAAGGGAAGGCGAAGAGCAUGAGGAAGAGAGGAAACAUGGCGCGACUUUAG